AUGUUCUCGACGCCCUACCCGCUUUCCGACACGACCGUGGCCGACUACCAGGCAAAGGGGCACGUCCUGCUGCGCUCCCUCUUCACGCCAGAGGAGGUGGAGCGGAUCCGCAAAGACACGCUCGACACGCACAACCGCCUCCUGCCCGCCCCCGUCGAGGGCCCGCUGUCGACGUACGACAAGGCCUUCAGCCUCACCGAGAACCUGUGGCAGCACUCCGAGGUGCUGCGCGACGUCGUCCUCUCCAAGCGCGUCGCCAACGUGGCCGCCAAGCUGCUCGGGUGCCGCGACGUGCGCGUCUACCACGACCUGACCUUCUUCAAGGACCCCGUCGGGCCCACGGGCGGCUUCACGCCGUUCCAUCAGGACGGCCACUACUGGCCGCUGGACAACCCUAGAUGCCUCACGCUCUGGCUGCCCCUGACCGACUGCCCUGCCGAAAUGGGAACCAUGUCGUUCGUCGACGGUUCCCACGAGAUGCGCGACGCCUCGCACCUCGAAAUCACCGACGAGAGCGACGCCCUCAUCCGCCAGCUCAUCGACACCAACGAGCUCUCGGUCUCGCAGCCUGCCGACCUCGAGGUCGGCGACGCCACGUUCCACUCGUGCUGGACCAUGCAUGCGGCCGGGAGCAACCGUUCCGACCGACGGCGCGAGGUAUUCGCCGUGGCCUACUUUGAUGCCGACGCCGUGGUGCCCGUGCACCCGCCGACCAACAAGCGUCGCGAGGCCAACCUGCACCGCUGGUUCCCCGACGUCGAGCCUGGAAAGCUGGCGGCGUCCCACCUCAACCCCGCUGUGCUCGCCGCCUCGGCUGCUGCCUAG
Messenger RNA from Pseudozyma flocculosa PF-1, 825 nucleotides. RefSeq lists its product as uncharacterized. Bases 1 to 825 code for a protein of 274 amino acids. The transcript has 5 exons. Lineage: Eukaryota; Fungi; Basidiomycota; Ustilaginomycetes; Ustilaginales; Ustilaginaceae. The record is from RefSeq and is a predicted model, not a curated record.